Molecule: messenger RNA, 2177 nt
Organism: Spirometra erinaceieuropaei
Lineage: Eukaryota; Metazoa; Platyhelminthes; Cestoda; Diphyllobothriidea; Diphyllobothriidae
Source: the annotation of a GenBank genome assembly
AUGAUGAAGGCUUUAUUCGAUAUGCUGCGGCCCUUCCACCCAGAAGUCCCGAAGGACCCGCGAACGCUCCUGAAGACUCCCAGGAGUUGUAACAACAAGGUCUUCAGCAACGGGAACUAUGUCCAUCUGGGCAUUGAGCGAGCUUUGCUGGAUGAGGUAAACCGUCGUCAAACGACUGAAAUUCCUGAAAUGCGCAUCCAAUUGCACAUUGAUGGGAUGAAGUUGUUUAAAGGAUCGGGUCAAUGCCUUUGGCUAAUACUAGCGCGAAUUAGUCACCCUGUUAUUGGUGAUCCUUUCGUCGUUGGUGUAUUUUCCGGCUUCGGCAAACCCGAACCAGUCGACGAGUUUCUUCAUGACUGUGUUUGCGAACUGAAAGGACUUCUAGAUGGUGGCCUGCGACUCCCAGGUACAGGGGCUAUUGUAAAAGUGGAGCUAGCCAAUAUAAUUUGCGAUGCCCCUGCCCGCUCCUACAUCCGCCAAGUCAAGGCACAUAACGGAUACUAUGGAUGCGAUAGGUAGGUUUGUUCAUCUAGCUAACCUAAACCACUCUAGGUGCUGUCAUGUAGGAAUUCCCAUAGCUAACCGGAUGACAUUUCCGCCAUAUAGUGGGCGUCCUCGCGACGAUAUGUCAUUCCGGUUGCGAAAGCAGGCCAUGCACCAUCGGGGCAUAUCACCAUUCGAGGAGUUACCCAUCGAUAUGGUUGCCUGCUUUCCCAUGGACUACAUGCACCUGGUAUGCCUGGGAGUAAUGCGUAAAUUGCUGCACAUGUGGCGCCUCGGGGUGAAGAAGUUUUCUGCGGCGCUCAAUGCGCGGAUUAAACAGUGCAGCAAUUGUCUACCGGCAGAAUUUGCUCGGAAGUGCCGCACUCUGGAUUGUCUGGAGUAUUGGAAGGCGGCCGAAUUCCGGCAAUUUCUCCUUUACAUCGGGCCGGCAGUUUUAAAUUCAUUUCUUGACCAGGAGCGGUAUCAGCACUUCCUGAAGUUGUCUGUUGCCAUGUAUAUAUUUUCUCAUCCCCGGUUACACAUUACAUGCAUUGACUUUGCACGCAUCCUUUUAAAUGGCUUCGUAGAAGACUUUGGCAAGCUGUACAAUCCAGCUGACCUGGUUUACAACGUGCAUUGUCUGGUCCACCUUCACGCAGAUGUAUCGCGGUUCGGAGUGUUAGACAACUUCUCGGCUUUUCGCUUCGAGUCGUUUCUGCAAAACGUCCGCAGUUACAUUAAAGUACCGACAAACGUAGCCGCGCAGGUGUACAGGCGCAUUAGUGAAAGGCGCCUGCCUGAGUUGUCCACAGGUCCCACGCUGUUGGACGACGAUGAGGGAGUUCCACGGUCUUUGCAGUUGCCCCGCAGCUCUAAGGACAUAUUACACAACGGGUAUCUUUUGUCGACCCAAUCUCCUGACAAUGUGGUACUUGUCGGCGAUAGACCGUGCGUACUGACAUCUGUGUCGGCUACAGGCAUAGUUUACCGCCAGUUUGUUGAUUGCCAAGACUGCCUGGAUCCUGCAUUCCCUUCCUCAAAUUUACUCAUUUUUAAGGCCUCCCUUUUGGACAGCAAACUUUCGAAUGCUUCUCUUGAUGACAUUAUUUGUAAAUACGUUGCGCUACACCUGGACGGUUGUUUUUACCUCAUUCCCAUGUUGCAUACUUUUUGAUUUUUGAUCUCCCAAUUUUUCCGUUUUGCAUCUCAUAGACAUUUUUCGAUUUUACAUUUUGUGGACACUGCUUAAAGAUGUAUGCGGUUGUUGAGUUUGUGAAUGAUAAAUCUGUGUCGGCCGUGCCGAUGUGUUGGUUCCACAGCGAAGACUGUGUGAUGUGGGUUAAGAACCACAAGCUACGUGACCGUCUACUUGUGAAUAACGAAAGGCCUCCAGAAAGCACAAAGAUUUACGCGGUCCGUGUGCUGAAGAAUGACCUCUCACUCGACAGAGCACUUCAGCUGGAAAAAAAGGCUGUAGACACUGACGAUCUUUCCCACUCAGAGCCUACCGAAUUAGGCCGAGGGAUGAGGAAAAGGUAAGUGUUUGCUUUUCAUUAAUUUAUCUUUGUAGGUUUGUCCGCCAGCUCACCUCAGACGACGACGAGGAUGAUGAUGAUGAAGAAAUGGCUGCGCAAAGGCCAAGACAAGAUAAUCAAUUAACUGCCUGGCCCACGCCGCCACGCAUUCUCCAGUAA